GACAACAUCUGUUACCUUCAACAGGGAUGUGGGGAACUGUCAAUGAUAUUUUUGAUAAAUUGUUAUGUUAAAUUGAGUUUAUUAUAGUUUGAGUUAUGAUUUUCGUUUAAUUUAUAGUCUACAUCUGUUUUAACAUGUUGGCAAACGACUACACUCUGGAAUUGACCAACAUCUUCCACACUGGCCAGGUUGAGCCAGGGUCCUGUCUUCAGAGAUUGUGUGGAAGUGUACAGACAGGAUUGAUCCUGAAGGAUAUCUCCUUAGAAGUCCGCGCUGGAGAGGUCCUGGCCAUCCUCGGAUCCAAAGGUAGUGGUAAGAGAGCGCUGCUUGAGGUGAUAUCUCGCCGUAGCCGAGGCCCGACCCGAGGACAGAUCCUACUAGAUGGAACCCCGAUGACACUCAGUCUGUAUCAGCGCAGCUGUGGCUAUGUCAGUCAUCGUACAGACCUCAUACCCAGCCUAACUGCGGAGCAGACUCUGCACUACGCAGCCAAUCUCACUGUCGGCUCACAGGUAUCAGGCUAUGUCAGGAGUUCAAGGGUUCGAGGGGUGUUGGCAGACCUGGCGUUGAGUCAGGUGGCUCGACGCAAUGUUGCCAACCUCACCACUAGUGAGCAUCGCAGACUUGUAGUUGGCAUGCAGCUCAUCAAGGAUCCUGCAUUACUUCUCCUGGACGAACCCACAGCAGACCUGGAUCCACUGGCGACGUACCUGAUUGUGUCGAUGUUGUCGUCACACGCACGACGCCGCGGUCGCAUUGUCAUCCUCACCAUGGAGAAGCCCCGCUCCGAUGUGUUUCCGUUCCUGGACCGCGCGGCGUACCUCUGUCUUGGAGACUUGGUAUACGCAGGACCUACGAGGCUCAUGCUGGAAUACUUCAGAACCAUCGGCUUCCCUUGCCCUCAACUUGAGAAUCCGUUGAUGUAUUAUUUGUGUCUUUCAACGGUGGAUCGAAGGUCUCGAGAGCGUUUCAUUGAGUCCAACACGCAGAUCAUCGCGCUAGUAGAGAAAUUCAAAUUGGAAGGUGCAGUGUACAGACGAAGCUCCGCCGGCGGAGUCAGCCACGUGGUCAUGGGGGGUGACGGGGGACCCCGUCAUAAACUUCCUUUUACAGCGUUUGGAAAACCUUCUGGUCUACGAGUUGGGUUUACUUUGUAUCAGAGAAUGCUGGCUUCAGUUUUUAACCUUUCUUCCAUCGCAGCUGUUCACCUGAUGCUGAGACUAUUGCUGAUGCCUUGUUGUUCAGCAUUGCUCUUCCUGUUUUAUCAAAACAUCCAGGACAAUCCGUGGACGUUUGUGUCUCGCAACGGUUUGCUGUUUAACAGUCUGCUUUGCAUGUAUCUCUGCUCCAUCAUAACCACUGCCACAACAUAUGGCGUAUAUCGGACGAGAUAUUACCAAGAGGCACAGGAGGGAGUGUAUUCAGGUCCGCUAUUCCUGCUCUCCUAUUGGCUCUUCUCUCUCCCCUUCUCUCUGAUCACAGUGGCUGCUGGCUCAAGGAUAUUAUUUGAGGUGACAGGUAUGGAGACAACCAAGGACUGGUGCUUGUUCGCUGCUGUGUUGUGGGCUUGCUACUUGCUGGCCGAGCAGCAGACGGUCGCCCUCAUGAUGGUAGUCUACAGCUCAUUCACCGCAGCGCUAGCGAGUCUCUAUAUCAGCCUUGUGUGUCUCGUGUUUGCCAGUGGAGCUCUGCGUUCGUAUAGAGGUCUCUCAGACUGGUUGGUUUACCUCACCUACGGGACACAGGCUCGUUACGCUGGCGCGUUUCUAAGCAGUCAGCUGUUCAGCCACGUCGGCGGCGUCACACAGAACUGCACUUCUGCAGACGACAGCACCAAAGACUUGUGGAGUUUGACUUGCCGCUACCCCGACGGAGCCUCCUAUAUCACCGAAAGGUACGGACGAGACAGCUCCGAGUUUCAUCUUUCUGACAUUAUCGACACAGAGUUCAACUUGAGCAUCGCUUUCGCAUUCCCCGUCUCGCUUGCUAUUGCUAACUGUCUACUCUACCUCGUCCCACUGCCUGCCUUUACAAAGGCCAAGUUCAGAGAUUAACAUCACUAAGACUAUUGACUAAUAUUAUUGUUUUGUGUAAAAAAAGUUUAUAAUUUAUUAAUAUUAAAGUAUUUUAAGCUA
Macrosteles quadrilineatus (aster leafhopper) is the source of this 2135-nucleotide messenger RNA. Its product is annotated as ATP-binding cassette sub-family G member 5-like. The record is from RefSeq and is a predicted model, not a curated record. The transcript is spliced from 12 exons. NCBI's taxonomy places the organism in Eukaryota, Metazoa, Arthropoda, Insecta, Hemiptera, Cicadellidae. Gene Ontology annotation, molecular function: ATP binding; ATP hydrolysis activity. Gene Ontology annotation, cellular component: plasma membrane. The coding region runs from base 135 to 2054 and encodes 639 amino acids.